CAAGGUACUACCUAGGUACCAUAGUCCGCCGCUUUACUCCUCGGAUGCCGCGGCGGCAGUCCUCGCAGUCGUCCGAGGGCUCGAUGACGCGCUCGGAGGGCGAGCAGUCGAGGCCGUCUCGCCGGCUGGGCAUCACGGGCUACGUCGGCCUCGUGCGGGAGGGCUACGAUGAGCUGGUCAAAGCGAUCAUCAGGCCGCCGCGCGCCGAGUACUCGCUCAACGACCUGGGUCCGAGCGAGUUUCGGUACGGCGGGGUCGAUUUCGUGCGGCAGGACGUCUCGGUCCCGAACCGGCGCGGCCUCGCGCUCUGCGGCAGCCUGUGGCGGCGCGCGGACCUCGAGCCUGGCAGCAGCUUCCCGUGCGUGGUCUACCUGCACGGCAACGCGUCAUGCCGCGCCGAGGCGACGACGAUCGCGAGCCAGGUGCUCGCGCUCGGCGCCGCCCUCUUCUCCUUCGACUUUGCCGGCUGCGGCCUCUCCGAAGGCAACUACAUCUCGCUCGGCUUUUUCGAGCGCGACGACGUCGAGACGAUGAUCGGGUGGCUGCGCGAGUACGCGGGGGUGGGGGCGGUGGCGCUGUGGGGCCGCUCCAUGGGCGCCGUGUCCUCCGUGAUGCAGGCCGCGCGAGACCCGUCCAUCGCAGGGCUGGUCCUCGACUCGCCCUUUGCCUCGCUGGAGCAGGUUGCCCUCGAGCUCGUCUCUGGCGGACCAGACGGCGACCGGCCCGAGGGCGUGCCCAACGUCCCCGGAUUCCUCGUCAAGUCGGCGCUGCGGAUGGUCGCCUCCUCCGUCAAGAGCCGCGCGGGGUUCGACCUGUACAAGUGCCGACCUGUCGACGCGGCGCCAACUUGUUUCAUGCCGGCGCUCUUCGCGACGGCGCACGAUGACGUGCUCGUCCGGCCGCACCACUCCCGCCUCAUAUUCGACGCGUUUGCGGGCGACAAGAACUUGGUCACGUUCGAGGGCGAUCACAACGAGAUGAGGCCCGGCUUCUUCCUCGAUUCCGCCGCCAUCUUCUUCACCAACGUGCUGCGCAUCCCAGAUGCGGCAGCCCUCGAGGUGCCGACGGAUCACUCGGGCCGGCCGCUACCCCUCAUGCAAGUGCUGCUGAUGCAGCAGCGCGGCGCGGCGGCGCGGCUCUACGGCCCUCGCGGCGGCGAGGCGACGCAGGCGGAGCGAGCGCGGUUGCGAGCCGAGGCGCAGCAGGAGCCUCGAGCGGCGCAGCAGCUGGAGGAGCCUUCUCCGAGCCUUCUCCGAGCCUUCUCGGAGCCUUCCUCUCAGGAGCUCGAGCGGCAGCAGCUGGAGGAGGAGGAGAUGCUCAACCGCGCCAUCCUCGAGUCGCUCUCCUCGUCUGAGCCUCCCGCCGCCUGCCGGCAGCGAGCCUCCGACAACCACGCGCCGCAGCCGCCGCCCGCCGCGCCGCCCGCCGCUCCUUUCGACGCGGCGGCCGUCGAGCGGGCCGCCGCGCCGCCGGCUGACGGCCCCCCCUCGCCGCCGGCGCCGCCGGGGGAGGCGACGACGCCGGAGGAGCCCGCCGAGGACCGGCUGCUCGCCGAGGCCAUCAAGCUGAGCCUGCAGGACGCGACGCAGGCGAGAUGUAUGCCGAGAGGUUCCGGGAGAGUCCGAGACACGCCGUAUGACGCACCGAGAGACGCCGAGAUACACCGAGACAUACUGAGAUAUACCGAGAGAUGCCGAGAAACGCCGAGAGAUGCCGAGAGACGCCGAGAGAUGCCGAGAGACGCCGAGAGAUGCCGAGAGUAACGAGAGAUGGCAAGAGUGCCGAGAGAUGCCGAGAGGUACCGAGAGAUACCGAGAGCCUGCAGGACGCGACGCAGGCGCAGAAGGUGGCCGAGGUGGACUGAGGGCGAGGCCCAGCCCCCCGGGCCGCGAGAGGGUGAGCAUUGGAGGGGAGGGUUGGCCGGAGGAGGGCGCCGGCGCCGCGAGCCUCCGAGCCGCGGGUUCCGCGCGACGCGGACUGAGGCCGAGGGCGUUGUGUGCGGUACAUGUACCCCAGGCCGCCCAAGCUGUGCGUCUUUAUGCUGGCGGUUGCUGCGGGGGCGCGGAGCGGCGGGAAGUUGGCCGUUCUCGAACGCUGGUCGCUGGAGACAGCUCUUCAAGCGGGUGUGGGGAGAUGCACGAUGAUGAGAGAGCGCGCUGAGAAAAGGUGUGUUUCCUGUGUGUGUAUUCGCAAAAACGUGCAACGUGGUCCCCC
Molecule: messenger RNA, 2214 nt
Organism: Emiliania huxleyi CCMP1516
Lineage: Eukaryota; Haptophyta; Isochrysidales; Noelaerhabdaceae
Exons: 7
Coding region: 45-1763 (572 amino acids)
Source: RefSeq, a predicted model, not a curated record